This is a messenger RNA of Salvia splendens (bonfire salvia), 2051 nucleotides long. Its product is annotated as eukaryotic translation initiation factor 3 subunit D. Bases 87 to 1832 code for a protein of 581 amino acids. Gene Ontology annotation, biological process: translational initiation. Gene Ontology annotation, molecular function: translation initiation factor activity. The transcript has 2 exons. Gene Ontology annotation, cellular component: eukaryotic translation initiation factor 3 complex; cytoplasm. Lineage: Eukaryota; Viridiplantae; Streptophyta; Magnoliopsida; Lamiales; Lamiaceae. The record is from RefSeq and is a predicted model, not a curated record.
UCUUAAAAAGCCCAAACGACUACGGUUCCAAUUCACUGAAAACCCUAAUUCUAGCUCAGAUUCACACUCAUCACCAAGUAGCAGCAAUGGUAGGAUUCGAACUCGGUGCCGUGCCUUUCAAUCCCGACGGCUGGGGUCCGCCGGAUUCCGCCGCCGACGGUAAUUCCGUCCCCAAUAAUGUCCCCUUCGCCCCCUUCUCCCGCUCCGAAAAAUUAGGACGAAUCGCCGAUUGGACCCGGAACAUGAACAAUUCCGGCCGCCCCGGAUCCAAGCAAGGCUACCACAACGCCGAUUCCGCCUUCGAUUUCUCCGGCGACGACUCCUUCGCCACCCUCGCCGCCGACGAGGAUUCCUCCUUCCGCCUCGUCGACACAUCCGCCAAAUCGCACCACCACAACCCUAACCGCCCCAAAUUCAAUCCUAGGUGGCGAUUCAACCCUCACCACGCCCGCUCGCAGCUCCCGCAGCGCCGCGACGAGGAGCAGGAGGCGAAGAAGCGAGAGGCCGAGAAGGAGCGCGCGCGCCGCGAUCGUCUCUACAACGCUAAUCGCUCCCAGAUGCCGCAGCGCCGCGAGUCGUCGGUGUUCAAAUCCUCCGUCGAUAUCCAGCCUGAAUGGAACAUGCUCGAUCAAAUCCCUUUCUCCUCCUUCUCCAAGCUCUCCUAUUCCGUGCCGGAGCCUGAAGAUUUAUUGAUCUGCGGCGGAUUAGAGUUCUACGAUAGGUCUUACGAUCGGAUUACCCCGAAAAAUUCCCGUCCAUUGGAGCGUUUCAAGAGCCGGACCUUCUUCAAGGUCACAACCACCGAUGAUCCAGUAAUUAGGCGUUUGGCAAAUGAGGAUAAAGCGACGGUUUUCGCUACCGAUUCAAUUCUGUCGACACUAAUGUGCGCUCCUAGAUCGGUUUACUCAUGGGAUAUCGUCGUCCAGCGCGUCGGAAACAAGCUAUUCCUCGAUAAAAGAGACCGAUCGCAGCUCGAUUUGCUCGCUGUGCACGAGACGUCGCAGGAGCCACUGCCUGAUCUCAAGGAUGACAUCAAUUCUAUGCACUCAUUGAGCGUGGAAGCCGCUUACAUCAACCAGAACUUCUCACAGCAGGUUUUGCUUAGGGAUGGGAAAAAGGUGACUUUCGACGAGCCCAACCCCUUCGCUAACGAAGGCGAGGAAGUAGCUCCGGUCGCUUAUAGGUAUAGGAGGUGGAAGAUGGACAACGAAAUGUACCUCGUGUCUAGAUGUGAGGUGCAGAGCGUGGUUGAUAUAAACAAUCAGAGGUCGUUCUUGACAUUGAACGCGUUAAACGAGUUUGAUCCUAAGUACUCGGGUGUUGACUGGAGGCAGAAGCUGGAGACGCAGAGGGGCGCUGUGUUGGCGACUGAGUUGAAGAACAAUGCGAAUAAGUUGGCGAAAUGGACGACUCAGGCUCUGCUGGCUGGCGCCGAUAUGAUGAAGCUGGGGUAUGUUUCUAGGGUUCAUCCGAGGGAUCAUUUCAACCAUGUGAUAUUGGCAGUUGUGGGAUACAAGCCGAAGGAUUUUGCGACGCAAAUUAAUCUGAAUACUUCGAACAUGUGGGGGAUUGUUAAGAGUAUUGUGGACUUGUGUAUGAAGCUGAAGGAGGGCAAAUAUGUGCUUGUGAAGGAUCCAUCGAAGCCGCAGGUGCGGAUUUAUGAUGUGCCGCAGGAUGCUUUUGAUGACGAUUAUGUGGAGGAGCCGUUACCGGAGGAUGAGCAGGUGCAGCCUCCAGCUGAGGAUGGCGAUGGUGUUGAUGGAAAUGCUGCCACCGUUGAUGGUGCUGCUGAAGAUGAGGAAGUUGCUAAUGAAGUUGGUGCUGCUGCUUAAUGGUAACAAUGCUCCGGAUGAGUGUCAACGACAAAUGCUAUAUUGUUCAGCCUUGCACAUUACGCGAAGUUGAGAAAGCAGCACUGUGAAGCGAACGAAUGAGCUCUGGCAUUUUUGUUACUGCCCUUUGUUAGAUAGCUGUUUGACUACACUCUAAAACGUCUAGUACAAUAAUGUUUAACAUUAUGUGUGAUUUAAUUAUGUGCCUCUGUUUACUAA